Myripristis murdjan (pinecone soldierfish) is the source of this 3680-nucleotide messenger RNA. Its product is annotated as myb-related protein B-like. The record is from RefSeq and is a predicted model, not a curated record. The coding region runs from base 415 to 2229 and encodes 604 amino acids. Gene Ontology annotation, biological process: regulation of DNA-templated transcription. Lineage: Eukaryota; Metazoa; Chordata; Actinopteri; Holocentriformes; Holocentridae. Gene Ontology annotation, molecular function: DNA-binding transcription factor activity, RNA polymerase II-specific; RNA polymerase II cis-regulatory region sequence-specific DNA binding. Gene Ontology annotation, cellular component: nucleus. The transcript is spliced from 16 exons.
ACCUGGACACACUGACACACACACCUGGACACACACACACCUGGACACACUGACACACACACCUGGACGCACCGGGUCGCAGCAGGGAAGUCCACCUGUGCUUUUAUAAUUCACAUUUUGGUAGUUGUGUAGUUCUCCGAGCAGCUAGCUACCCGCUGUUAGCCUCGGCAGCUAACGCUAACCGGGCUGAUGCUAACGGCUGCUAGCUAAGCCCGCGGCGGGUUUUGACGUGUGUCCGCUGUGUGUCCCGGCAGGCUCUGCUCACCUGACCGGGGAGACGUUUGGACGGUUUAGACUCGGCAUGAAGGUGGAAGCAGAGUGUGAGUGAGCGGUUGUGGUGUCACCUGAGGCUGAAGCUCUGAACCAAUCAGAAACCUCUCAGGUGUGUUUGGCAGGAAGUGUGUGAACGCCCUCAUGAGCAGCAGGAGCCGCCGGUCCCGUGCGAGGAGCCGGUCCCGCUGUUUGGGAUACAAACACAUGACAGGCAGCUGCUCCAGAGCCACAGCACACAAACCCAGAUGGUCUGAAGAGGAGGACCAGAAGCUGCAGAGGCUGGUGAGGCAGUUUGGACCAGACGACUGGCCCUUCAUAUCCCAGCAGUUCAAGGGUCAGAGGUCAGAGGUGGAGUGUCAGCGGCGCUGGCAGAAGAUGCUGAACCCCGAGCUGGUCAAAGGCCCCUGGACCAAGGAGGAGGACGACAGGGUCAUCCAGCUGGUGCGGAGGUACGGCGUGCAGCGCUGGUCGCUCAUCGCCAAGCACAUGCAGAGCCGCAUCGGGAAGCAGUGCCGCGAGCGCUGGCACAACCAUCUGAACCCCAACGUGAAGAAAAGCAGCUGGACGCAGGAGGAGGACCGCGUCAUCUACCAGGCCCAAAGGCUGCUGGGAAACCGCUGGGCGCACAUCUCCAAACUGCUGCCUGGCAGGACAGACAACUCCAUCAAAAACCACUGGAACUCCACUCUGAGGAGGAGGGUGGAGAGGGAGGGCUACCUGCAGGACACGCCCCCAUCCUGUAGCUGCUCCUGUAGCUCCGCCUCCAGCUGCUCCUGUAGCUCCGCCUCCAGUUGCUCCUGUAGCUCCACCUCCAGCUCCUCCUCCAUCAAAUCUACAGUCAGGAGGAGGUCCAGGACCUGCACAGACUCUGUCCCUGAUAAGGCCGAGUCUUCCUCCUGCAGCCGCAGCGUGAAGGACGAGGCGCCGCCCAGCAGCCAAGACCACGCCUGUCUGUCGGCCCGCAGCCCCCCCGCCCGCCACCCCGCCUCCUCCUCCGACAGCUUCGACUCCUCCCCCACCGCGUACCAGCUGGCGUGGCCACUGGAGCAGAUGGAGAUGGAGCCGGCCGCCUGGACCUGCAGCCUGACUGAAGUGCCGCCGCCGCCGCUGCAACAGGAAGUGACGUCAUCCUCCAUCUACGGAGAGGAGGCGGAGCUGUCCAUCACCGACCUGAGCAAGAGCUAUGUCACGGACGUGCAGGAGCGGUCGGACGGGCUCCUCGGCGGCAGCUCCUCCUUCCUGGACGGCAGCUCCUCCUGGAGCGGGACCCACCUGGGGCCGCUGCCCUUCUCCCCCUCAGAGUUCCUGAACAUGUGUAGAGGCGAGGAUCUGAAGCUGGACCGGCCUGCGCUCACCUCCACGCCGGUCCGACCCCGGAGCAGCCUGGGCCAGCGGCCGCAGACGGAGCUCCAUCUCAGCACCGAGACUCCCAGCGGGGUCACAAACCUGCUGCUGCCGACUCCUCAAACCCCGACGCCGUUCAAAACCAGCUGGAGCAGCCAGGAGCAGUGUGUAGACUUCCCAGAGGACACUGAGCUGUUGCUGGGGGUGAUGGAGAUCUCUGAGGUUCCAGCCGGGUGGAGUUUUCCUCUGGAGGUGUGGAGCGACAGUCCUGACGGGUCACAGCCCUUCAGCUGCUCUCAGGUCCAGGGGGAGUCCCUGCUGAGUGGAGCCCAGCUGGGUGCUUCUGUUCUGGGCUGCAUGGAGGAGCUGGGCUGCUGUCCUGCUGACGGAGCUCAACCAAACCACCUCCUCUACCCAGAAUUCCCUGUGUGCAGACCGCAGGUAGAGCUGAGCGGUGACUGGGCCGCCGUCGUGUUGGGGAAGACAGACGACCAGCUGACGCUCACCGAGCAGGCCAGGCUCUACAUGGAGCCCCAGACCGCCCUGAUCUGGAGCCUGGCCCGGGCCUGGACCCCUCAGUCCUGGACCUCCUCAGUCGUGGACCUCCUCUGACCUGGACCUCCUCUCACCUGGACCCCCACUGACCUGGACCCGGACUGAUCUGGACCCGGUCUGACCUGGAGCCAGUUUGAAAUAUUCCAUCUGUGUGAUUUUUAUUGCUUGACUUUGCUGCUUCAGUUUCUCUGUGAAACUGUGAUGAGACGUGAAGUUUUCUCAGCCUUUAUUUGAUUUCAACUUAAUUUCUAGCACUAUAGUUUAUUUCACUAUAAUUUAUAGCACUAUAAUUUCUAGCACUAUAGUUUAUUGCACUAUAAUUUGUUGCACUAUAAUCGCUGCUGCCCGGUGACAUGAAACACAAACACAUUUUAUUUGUUUAUCAUUUGAACUGAAACUGUCAGCGCCCCCUUGUGUUGAAGGACCUUUACUGAGAGUGAAACCUGCUGAGCGCCCGACGUGUCGCUCCAGAGACUGAAGGAGGAAGUCAGCUUUUUUUUUUUUAUUGCUGAAAAAGACACACUGAGAGGAAAACUGUUGUUCUGUCACCUGUUUAAGACUUGAAGCUCAGAAGCACUUUUAUUAUUUUUAUUGCUUUAUUGUCCAGAAGCUUCUCUUGUCCUGUGCUGCAUGCUUAGGAUUUUACAGUUUUCAAUUUUUUAAAUCUCACAACCAGUAGAUCAUGGUUUGGCAAUUCUUAGUUUUCAGCUAACGUAACUUUUAACUGUUCAUGUUGUUGUUGUCAUAUUUUUACAAAAGUCACCAGCAGUACCAGUGAGCCUCUGGCUGCUGGAUGUUUGGCUCUUCAGGCUUCAGCUUCCUGCUCUGCUCAUUUUAAUGCUUCAGCCCGCAGGAGCCUGACUGGUUGUGAAGACGUCUGUGGUAAGAAAGUGGAGUUGACUGGAGCCGCUUUAGAGUGAGACAAAGAAGUGCCAUGGAAACACCAGUGACUUCACUUAGAAUGCAAGUUUUAUUCAGAAAAGUCAGUAACCCAGGUAGUUGUACAUUAAUGCCACGUUAUGUUUUGAAUUCUAGAUUUGUCAUUUAUGGCUGAAAGUCUUCAGUUUGUGGUCUUUUGUUUUCUUUGCUCUGAAGACAAAGACACAGAUUUAAAGUGACCUCACCUCGCCUCUAUGUGGCUCAUCCACUUUUAUCAUUUCCUUUUUAAUCAGAUAUUUGCUUGAUUUCUUAAUAGAUCAUUUAUUUUAAUUUUAUUUAUGACAGAAAUACAGUGUGAAUCCAGGUGAGCAUUAUUAAGGAGCUGAUGCUCAUCUGGGAUUAACAUUUGAACUGUUCAGCUUUACAGUUUUUUAUGUGUAGGAAUGUCUUGUGCAAUAAACAGAAAAGUGAGUGACUGACGUGUUUUACUGAACUGAGCCGCGUGCAGCACAGGCAGGAGACAGCAGACACACUGGAUUUAAGUUCAGUUUUAUACAGAAACAUAAUGCAACAUAACGAACCUGCAGCACACGGAAACAGCAAACCAAUAAUGUGCACAUGAAAAAAAA